Podarcis raffonei (Aeolian wall lizard) is the source of this 1510-nucleotide messenger RNA. Its product is annotated as SLAM family member 8-like. The record is from RefSeq and is a predicted model, not a curated record. NCBI's taxonomy places the organism in Eukaryota, Metazoa, Chordata, Lepidosauria, Squamata, Lacertidae. The transcript has 5 exons. Bases 15 to 1247 code for a protein of 410 amino acids.
CAGCUUUCCGGGUCAUGUGGCCAGAAAGACUAAACCACUUCUGGCAGAACAAAAACACUGUGACAGAAGCCGGAGCACACAGAAAAAUCCAAGAAGACAGGAAAGAGCAAGAAUCACUCUCAGAGAGAACUAAAGAUAAUUGUAGCUGCUUAUUGUUGACAUUACCGAUGUCUGCUUUGUGUUGUUGCCGGGAUGUCAGAGGACAAAUAUCAGUCUGCAAGCUGAGAAGAUCAACUCUGCUUUUGCCUCACCAGCAGACAUACCUGAGACUCCCUCCACAAUCAGACAGAAAAGUUAAAGAAGACACUUGCAGAAGCCUCAAGAUCCUUCUCGUAUUCAAGCUGUUAAUCUACUCUUCCUUUGGCACUUUGAGUCAAGCAGCAGAGAAUCCGACCUAUCACGUGAAUGGGAUCCUGGGAGGAUCGGUAUUCCUUUCUUUAAAUGCACCCCCAGCCAAAAAAGUGGUCAAAAUUGAAUGGGCCUUCCACCCCACAUCUGGGGAUUCAUACCUGCUUGGUGAGUUCAGGGAUGGAAAACUGGAUCAGUCAAAUUUCAGGAGCCAGUAUGAACAACAGAUGGAAACUGGUGAUGCCGUUGCAUUGAGGAUCAAGAACUUCGCAAUGGUUGAUGAGACCACACUGAGCAUCAAGAACCUGACAAUGAAGCACAGUGGUCUCUAUGAAGCUCGUGCCUGGAUUAACUCUGCGCUGUUCCAAGAACACCACUUCAUCCUCACUGUUUAUGAGCCAGUGCCAAGACCAUGGAUACAACAUAAGGUACAAUCCAAGACUCCAGAAGGCUGCAAUGUGUCCUUACAGUGCCAGGCACCUGUAAAGGAGGAGUACACGAUCUCCUGGAAAAGAGGGAAUCCCCCCAGGGUCUUAGUAGGAGGUUUGGAUAAGUACUGGCUUUCUGACAAUGGAAGGAAUCUCCACGUCUCCUGGCGAAAAAGCUCUUCUGACUCCACAUUCACUUGCCUGGUCAGCAAUCCUGUUGAUCGAAACCGUGCCUCAUUUGACUUGCUCAGAAUUUGUGCAAGUGGGGAAGGUGGACAACAAAAGUACUGGGGGAUCCUGCCGCUUCUCGUCUGUGCUGUUGGAACUUCUGCAUGUUUGAUAAUGAUAUGGAAGAAGAAGAAGUUGGGAAAGAAGAAAGAUGCUGCUUCUGUGAUGCAAGCUCAAGAGGGCUCUCCUGCGCCCUUGCUCAGAGGAGACCCCCCAAAAGAUGGUGAUGACCAACUGAGAUGAGCAUGCACAGUAAGGAAGGCUGGAGGACCGGGUAAGAUGUUUGGAAGUCACGUAAUACUAUGGCAUUAUUUUUUAACAUUUGCUAGUACUACUAGGAGUAGUCAGGGCUUCUUCUUUUUUUUUCCAGCCAGAACGCUCUGGAACAGAGUUAAUUUAUCCACUCACCUUGAAACACCAUUGCAGGGGGUUGGAACAAAUGACGCUCAAGAUCACUUCCAACUCUUCAAUUCUAUGAUUCAAAUCAUCUGAGAGGAGUGGUUGGC